AGCCAAUUCCACAGGUCCAAAAUCUUUUAGGUUCAUUAAUGCUUGGACUCUCAAUGACUCCUUUCACACUCUGGUAAAAAACACCUGGGAUUGCCAGCCUACUAUUGGUGGAAUGAGGGGUUUAGCCAACAAACUCUUUAGCCUUAAAGCAGCUCUCAGAACAUGGAACAAGGAAGUGUUUGGGAACAUCUUCUCAAAACUAUAAGAAGUAGAAGACCAGUUCAUCAAAGCAGAGAUGGAUUUUGAAACCAAUCCUACCCAGCAGAAUAGAGAAACAAUGCAGAAAGCCAAUGCAGACCUCAUCUAUGCUACCAAUCUGGAGGUACAAUACUGGAAACAAAAGGCAAACAUCAUAUGGCUUGAUAAGGGAGAUUCCAACUCCAAACAUUUCCAAGCAUAUGCCAAGGGAAAGAGAAAGAAACUCUCUAUUUCACAUGUUAUCAAAUCCAAUGGUACAGGCACCAGCAAUCUUUCAGAUAUCAAAUCAGAAGCCAUCUCCUUUUUUGCUAACAGUUUCAAAAAGUCCCACCACCCCUCCUUUGACCAAAUCCUACCCCUAAUCCCACAGACUCUAACCAGUGAAGACAACUCCAAAAUUUGUGCCAUACCCACUUUGGAAGAAGUACAUCAGGCAGUUUGGGACCUAGAUGGAAAUAGUGCAAGUGGGCCAGACGGUUUCAAUGGAAAUUUUUUCAAAGCUACAUGGGACAUAAUCAAUUUGGAUGUUCUCACUGCCUCUCAGGAAUUCUUCAUGGGUUUACCAAUUCCAAGAGCUUAUGGCAUCACUUACUUGUCACUUAUUCCAAAAUCAGAUAAUCCAAGAACUUUUGAUGAUUAUAGAGCUAUAUCCCUCUCCACUUUCAUGAGCAAAAUCAAUACCAAAAUCCUAGCAGGCAGGCUCAAUUCCAUCCUUCCUAAGCUUAUCUCUAAGGAACAAGCAGCCUUCGAGAAAGGUAAGUCCAUUGAUGACCAUAUCCUCAUGGCACAGGAAGCAGUCCAUCUCAUUGACAAAAAGACUUUUGGGGGUAAUCUAAUUCUCAAGAUGGAUAUGGCAAAAGCGUUUGACAAACUGGACUGGGAGUAUCUCGAAGCCUUACUACAGUCUUUUGGCUUCAAUCAACUUUCCACUUCUCUUCUUAUGGCUAAUCUUAAAGGAAGUUUUUUCAGCAUUCUUCUCAAUGGAGAGCCAGCAAGAUAUUUCAAAAUGGAGAGGGGUGUAAAACAGGGAGACCCACUCUCACCUCUCUUAUUCAUACUUGCAGCAAAUGGUUUCAGCAGACUCAUCAACCACCAGAUGAACACACAACACCUCCUCAGAUUCAAUUCUGGUCAAGUCCCUUUCCCCUCCCACCUUAUUUAUGCUGAUGACAUUAUGAUCUUUUCCAGGGGUGAAACCAGAAACCUGCUCAAGCUCAAGGUCACUCUAGAAACUUACCUUAAAGCAUCAGGCCAAGAGAUCAAUCUUAAUAAGAGUAAAUUCUACACAUCAAAGAACACAACCACCUCCCAAACUCAGAACAUGGAGAAAGCUUUAGGAAUCAAAAGAGGAAAGUUGCCUUUUACCUACCGAGGAGCACCUAUUUGUCGUGGGAUUCUGAGGAAAGAACACUGCAAGGAAGUCCUAGGACACUUUGAAAAACUUAUCCAAUCCUGGUACAGCAAGACCUUAAACCAAAUGGGGAGGCUUAUCCUUAUAAAGCAUGUCCUUUCAUCAAUACCCUUACACAUCCUAGCAGUGCACACUCUUCCUAAAUCCAUCACACAAACCCUCACUAAAUACAUGGCAAACUUCCUUUGGGGACAAAAAGAUGGGGCACAGAAAUACCACUGGAUUAGAUGGAGACAACUAACAAAACCUAAGGAAGAGGGGGGCCUAGGUAUCAAAAGCUUAGAGGAUCAACAUCAAGUCUACACACUCAAGCUUUGGUGGAAGGCAAGAAAUGACAUGGGGAUCUGGGGAGCCUUCGUGAGAGCAAAAUACAUGAAGAAAGGAGCCAUGAAGGAGAAGAUUACAGAUUCCCCUACCUGGAAAGGAUUUGUAGAUCAGACGAACUUGCAUCCUCUCAUACCACCACAAUAGGUUCUGAAGCGUUCUGGGAAGGAAGUACUUUCAGCCUCCAGGGAGCCUAUAAGGUAAUUCAAGAGAAUGGACCAAAAUUGCUGUCUUGCAAAUACAUCUGGCACAUUUCCAACAUCCCAAAAAUCAGGAUCUUCUUGUGGAAACUCCUCAACGGGGCACUACCCUUUCC
Molecule: messenger RNA, 2249 nt
Organism: Cuscuta campestris
Lineage: Eukaryota; Viridiplantae; Streptophyta; Magnoliopsida; Solanales; Convolvulaceae
Source: the annotation of a GenBank genome assembly